AUUAAAGCAAACAUGGCGGCGUCCAUGUGCAGGACCGCGAAGAAAGCGUUCCACUCUAAUGGGAUUAUAAAGAGCUUGGUAAGAGAUGUUUUCACAUUUCCGGACUCUGAUCUUUGAUUCUUUCUAGUAUACUUAUAUUGUUACUUGUUUAUUAAUUUCUUUUGGUCAGUUUAACAUUGCAUCAGGGUCCAGUGCGGUUUUCACCUCAUCACAGCAAAUUUCGAAUAUACAUGCUACCGGUACGUAAUUUAAACCGAUUUCACAAAAUGGUACUGGGAGUAACUGCAGAAUACCCUGCCACUUCGAAGCUCUAUCCCUGAGAGAAUUGGAUACGUGGAUACGCAGUUAUCCCUUUCAUGCGCUUAACUUUCCUACCUUGCUAGCGACAUACUAUAUGCUGUCUUAAUUGUAUAUCGGAGUGGAUACUCGGAUACGUAGGGACUAUUAUUUAAAAGAUAUUUACUUUUGUGGAUACGCAGAUACGUAGUGACAAAGUGGAUACGCGGAUACGUAGUGAUUGAGUAUCUGCAUAUCCACCUAUCCACCUAUCUUUAGGGGUUCACAGGAAAUGGCAUAGUCAAAUAACCAAUUGUAAUUUCAGUAAUGAUUUUAUGCUAAUUCAUGUGCCGUUUAAAAUUCGUCUUUUGAAUUGCAUCGAACGAUUCCACAAGACAAUUUCCUGUGGUUGUGUUAAAGUGGCAGGGUAUUCUGCAGUUAAGCCGGUUACUGGGGUGUGUAAUUUAAAUAUUAGAGUUUGCUGUACAGAGAUGUUCACUUUUCAGGCCUAGGGGUGUCUGCUUUACUGGGGUGUCACCUUUCUGCAGGGGUGACCACCUUCUUACAACCACACAGAUCCACUACGGACAGGGGUCCAUCUAACAUCUCCAUACGGGGUUGUCUACCCUCCGAUAGGGCUGUCCAUUAUAAUCUUAGAAUUGUAGCAGCAAAGUGAUCCUUACGGCAAAGAGGAGAAGAUGAAACAAACUAAGAUCAAGACUGUUGGCUUUAGUUUACCUUACCUGUUUUAUUUGGUUUUGAAUUUCUCUUCACCAUAAAGAUCAGUUUCCUAUUGUUUCUACAGUACUGUUGUACAUGUCUCUUUUACAAAUUCAGAUCUUUUCAGAGAUCCAACUACAUUGAACUCACGGGUUAUAGCUAAAGUUUGUACUUCAAUCUUUAUAGUGUACCUGCUGUGAUGCAAUUUUAUCCUUGUUAAAAAAUGUAUUUCCCUUUGUUUUAGGUUAUGGUAAUGUAUAAUAUGUAGAAUUAGCCAGGGCUAAAAGCAAAGCUCUGGUUAAUAAUAUGUGUAAACAAAAAAAAUUAAAUCAUGUAAUGCUAAAUGGGGACGACAAUGAAAAUGGCUUCAAGACUAAUAGAUCUAAUAAUUAGAUUGUGUUUUUUUGCUAAUUAUUAGCAAAAAAACAAAAUGCACGUGCAGCACACUUUUUCUUCUAAUUCGCAAAAAACAAAUUUGCACAUGAAGCACGCUUUUUUGUCUUUCCCUUGCUGUUGUUUUGCACGAUUACCACGCUGUUUUGCACGACUAAAACAUCAAACUUCCUAGUUACACAUUAUUUUUAUGGAGGAACUGUUGUAUGUGCUUACCCAAUAUUUUGUUUACUGUGUUCAUGUUCUCUAUUAUUUUUUACUGCCGCUCAUUUUCACCUUUCUGGCCACUAGCAUUUCUCAUUUUCUCACCGCCGCUUUGAAUUUCCAUGUUUUUCUUCCUACGAAAUUCGUCUCCUUUGUUUUCAAUAACUCGCUCUAGCUCUUUCUCUGUUAUCCAUGUUAGUGUAAACAUAAAAAAUAACGCCAAAAAAGACACAACUUUGUUGUUGUUUUUUCUUUCUUAAAGUCUGGGCGACCAUGUGAUUUCCUUCCAAAUAAAACCUUGGGUUGCAUUUGGGUUGCCAUACCUGUUGACUGAGUUAUUUUAUAUUGCUAUGCCUGUGGAGCGGUCGGGCGGUCGGUCGGUCGCUCGGUGUAAGGUCACGUGAUUACCAAAUUUUCUUGGAUGGGUAGAUUACCACAUUUCAUUAGCUAUGGGGCUCUGCCAACGCGCGGCACGAAGCGGCUGGGCGUGGAGCUCUGCUAAUAAUGAGUUUAAAACAAAGGGAAAUAAAAUUUAAACCAAGGAUAAAAUAGAAUUGAACCACAAAGUAUCCACCAUACAGUACAAGAUUACCAUAUCUACUGAAUUGGAGUACUUUGUCCACCUCUCAGGGGCAUCCAUCUCACAAGGGUAUCAGUCAUAAAGAUAAUUAUGUUCCUUUCUCAAAUGUCCAUCUCACUGGGUUAUCUACCUUACCUUGUACCUAAGGGGGAGAUACUCAAGAAAAUGUUAUAUGAAAAGGCUGUCCCAGGAUCCAGCUCUUACAUAGUGUACCAUUUCUGUCAGAGAAGGUAUCACUUCCACAUACUUUUAAUGGGACUGCCUUUGGCAAAAUCCAAUCAAGAUCUGUGUUGAAAGACAAAUUGGUACACUGAUUAAUUAAUGUAACCUGAAGUCAUUUCAUACUCCAUCCCUCUCUCAGUGGGAAAGAUCAUUCGACUUUUGGGGGGAGGGAUGGGUCAUUUCUUAGCAAUGUGAUAAGAAACAAGUGCAAAAGCCCGGGAAAACAGCCAGCAUUUUACAAUGCCAUUACUGUUUCUCUGAGGAGCAAGUGCAGAAAUAUGAAAUCUUCCAUACUGAUGAUGUGUCACUACCCAGAUCUUGGUAGGGCUUCCGAUUACUCAUGCCAUGACUACAGAAAUUUUGCUUCAAUUGCUGCUUCAAGCAGCCCAAUUUGUACCUGUGACAGUUAUCUUCAACUAGUUAAUAAAAAUGCACUUCAUCAUAAUACUUUUUCUAAAUUAUAUGCUAGAAAUGAGGUGUUACUUAAAAUAUCAAAAUUGCUAGAGAACAUCAAGCAAUAUUAGAAAAGAUUGGUUAACCAAAACUUACCUAAUUACAUAGCUCACCUUAUGGCAGGGGCCCUUUUUAAGAGCACAUGACUGUAAAUAUCGAGAAUCGCUGGCCAAGCUAAAAAAAACGAAAAUUCUGAUAAUUUGUCAGAAAAACCCCUUUGGGGAACUAUCUUCGAAAAAAAUAUUUUCAACUUUCAAGAAUCUAUAGUUUUCGAGAAAAUGAGGAAAAACGAAAAUAGCGGUUUUUGCCUAAUUAAUUAUGCAAAAAUUAGAGUAAAAUUGACCUACUUCAUCGCGUCUGUACCGAGGCAAGAUUCAAAGCUAUAAAACAGAAAUAUUUUUGUUUAAAAGAAUUCUAUCUUUUCUUUCUAUCUUUGGUAUGUUUUAAGCCAUAAACAUGAUUUUGAAUUUUUUAUGGUUUUUUAAAAACUACCAUCAAUGGCACUUUUUAAAACGGCUAAAAAAUGAACAACUUCAGAGGCGAAAAACUCACCCUGGUAUGUGUGAUACCUAGUCAAAAUGUAUUCUAGGACAAAGUUCAGCUCUUAUAUUAACAGAAUAUGAAAUAAAAAAUCUGGAUACUCCGGAUUCGCCUUUACAAAAUAAAAAGUUUCGUGACCACCAGUGGAAAAAUGACACAAAUUUGCAUAAGUCAAAUUUGUAGAGAAAUGUUGCAGCAGCCGGGUUUUGUUUCAAUUCAGGGUCAGUAUGCAAUGUUCGGAAACAUCACGAAGUAAGAAAACGUUUUUUGAUAACGUUUCUGUUAAAAUAUCAGAGUAAUUAACCGUUCACAAAAAAAAUAAUAAUAAAAAACGACCUCGAAGAAGCGUUAUAUAAAAGCGCCGAAUUAUUAUGUAAACUAUAUCCCAUGUCUCUCGUUUCGUUUCCUAACUUCCUUGUAUUAUUAGCAUCCAUCUGUAUCAUCGUAAAUUCGACUCCGGUAUAUCUAAAAUAGGUAGGUACAUUUUCCUUGAAAUUUUAUUUUGAAGGAGGUUUUUUGCGAAGGGGAUACACUGCGUGAGAGUAUAAAGCCAUAAACAAACAGUUGGAGUAACAAUGUCACGCAACGACGUCUCGAGCAGCUCCGCCUUCUUUUACUGAUUUUUUUCUCCUUAGGAAAUUUUAUGGAAACUUUGUUUUGAACAGACAAUGCGUUGUUCGCAACAUCAUUUGUUUCUCAGUAGUUUAUUUUAUUUUCAGAAAGAAGGGAUACUAACUUUGCAUGAGAGAAGCCGGGGUCCGAGCCUGUCAGUCACGCACUAAAAGAUUACUACUACGUAUUACAAACAACAAACCGUCCCUUGGUUAAUUUCUCUACUUUUUCACAAAUAGAGGUAUAAUUAGGCAGCUACCAAAGGCCCUAGGAAACAGCUAAGUAAUCGUAGUUCAUACGGUCCAGCGGUUUCUCUCCUCCGAAACGAAUUCGAAACGCCUUUCCCGCAAAAACUGCCCCUUUUAGGUCAUCUCGGAGUUGUACCACCUGCCAAGGGGCGUUUUCCUUCAAAUACAAAAUGAUAUUUGUUGAUUUCAAAAAAUAAUCUAGCAGCGCCUUGGUGUGUAAAUCUAUACGCCAAACCCAUGAACAAAACAAGUUCCAACCGACGCCGCCGAAGAACUGGAAAAGGAGACCAGCGGUACAGUCGAACCUCCCGAAAGCGACCACCCAAAAUGCGCAGACUUAGUGGUCGCUAACGGGGGGUGGUCUCUUACGAGAAUCGGACCACAGGAGGUUUCUUUGAGAAGAAAAGUGGACACAUCUACUUUAAGGAAGAUAAUUUAUUGCAUGCAAUUUCCAAGUUACGAUAUGCGCAGUUUCAUGUUGUUGUUGUUCCUACCACAAGAGAUCAGAAAACUCGUCAGGUAGUCGCUUACAAGAAGUUAAAAACAAUGCAAAAUCAUUGAUCAGUCAGCCCCAAUUAGUGGUCGCAGGCGUUUACAGGAGAGAUUCCAACUGUAAGACUUAACUGGGUGGGUUUUGGUGUUUUGGAUAGGUGGUCGCACAUGGACCACCUUUCACGAUGAUGCGACUAGGAUUUGUCCAUGGAAGAUAAGACUCCUUGUUCACCGCUUUUGAGCUACUCUAACCAACUCCCACCCAUGUCGAGUGCUUGCAAAACGUAGCAUCAUCUUGAAAAAAGAAGUAUCAGAAAGGUCAUCCAUGACGCCCCUGGCCUAUCGCAGUAUCCGGGAACGAACUUAUAUCGACGUAAGCACCAUUUACUAACCGGGCAGUAAUUAAGUAAUUUGAGUACGUUUUUCAGUUUACAGCAGACCCAAGUUUUGUUUAAAGAAAUACCUGCCUUUUGCUCAGGAGUAUUAACGUCAGUACCCGCAAUGUCCCAGCUCGUGCCUUCAUACCGGAACGUCCGAUCGAAUCACUGUUUAGUUGAUAGCUACCCUUCUCUUCCUCUUCCCGACGUAUCUAGGAAGAUCGAAGGGCCUCUGCUCGCAGGGUAGUUGAUAGCGACCAAGGAGCUAAAUAACAUAGCGAGGUAAGAAAGUGGCAUCGGCGGUUUUUUUACGCCUAACCGUUUCCCAAAGUAAAGAAGGAAAGAACUUCAGACAAAGGGAAAGAAGAGUUAUGCGAUAAGACUGCUCUUAAAUUGAUGUUUAGCUAUGGCAUAUGCGAGGGGGGCUAUUUAAUUGCUGGAUAACAUGUGCCGUUACCAAAAACAUUACGGAAAAACAUUUUUUCCUUGGUUUGAAAUUUUGAUCACGAAAAUUUUAGCUCCAGCCAUUUGUGAUACCAGGCAAAAAAAUCCAAUAUUUAGAUAUUUCCCUCUUAGCAGCAGGCCCUUUAAUUAAAGUGUUCUUAAGUUUGGACGGUAUCUAAUAUUAUAUAUCCGCAGGAACGAAACAUGACAACAGCUGGUUACAGAUUGUCAAUGUGUGAGGCUGAGGUUCUGGGUUUCCUGUGACAGUUCUUGUCGAGAAGACCCCAGAUCAGUAUAUUUGCUGUUUUAGGUUGAUUCUGUGCUAUAACUUACUGCCUUUAGCCAGUCAAAAAAUGUUCACUGUAGAGUUACAUGUGGGGUAUGAAGAAGAUAUUUUAUCAGGGAGCACUAGCCAAAAAUAUCUUUUUGGGUGAUGUAUUUAAACUUGAAAAAGAUGGCCCAAUUUUUCCAGUUUUCAGUCCAUGUCCAUCCUGGCCCUCAGUAGUAACAGAACGCGACAGGAAACAGUUUCAGUUUCAGGCAAGCACGAAGUGAGUGAGAAGCGCCAGACAAGCGCGACGGGGAAGACGCAGAAAAAACAACGGCCUGUCCACAUACCAUCGUUUUUUUGCAUAUACUCCUUAAUGGCUCUCCUCACUCCCUUCGCGCUUGCAUUCGCUCCGGCUUCAGUCUUAAUUGCCAUCACUCGCCUGAAAAACGCACGCCCGUUAUGCAGGCUAGCCAGUUAGCUUGAUAUGGGAAUGGCUGAAAAAGAGAUUUGCAACACAAGACUGCUCAAUUAGACGUACAGAAGCCAAAAUUUGCACAUAUGUUACGAACCUAUGUCGAUCUUUCUCUCCCGCUCUCUUUUUUCCUUAUGCCUUUCUUCUUCUGUUGCUCCGGCACUUGAUCGUAUUCCCACUGUCUUUGUUUUGCCAGGAAUUUUGGCUGGCUAAUUUUUCAGGAAAGGGACAUUUAAUUAAUCUGUAGAGAAUAGAAGGUGAAUAGAAAAAUUGGAAGUAGAUUUUUUUACCCCAAAUGUUGCUUUUUUGUGUGUGUAACUCUCUCAAGAUACAUGAAGAUAGGUGAAAAUUUGCUAAAAGAGGUACCAGUGGAAAAAUCUAUCCUUGUUUAUUUUUAUAAGUUUAUCACCUUGGUGAAUAAAUGGAAAGCUAAAUGGGUUCAUGAAGGAUAUUCAUGGUUCCCAAAAAAAAAAAACACCCAUAAGGCCCCAGUGUCGGCAGUACUUCGUCCAUCUGAUUUACUUUUUCUAUUGAGAGGACAAUUGCAAGGAUCCGUGAGGGUCCAUUCAAUGAAGGUUUCAACUAAUCAAUGGCACAAUUACGGGUCAGUCCACUUGGCGAUCUUUGACCAUCUUUGGCUGUUCGAAAUCGUGUCUGGGCUUAAUUAAUAGUGCUGAACGCACGAACAGUGAAGAGGCAGAAAGAGGAGGUGGAAGAGUUUCAGAAAAGAGAGAAAAGGGGGCGAUGAUUACUUUAAUCUUGUCUUUACUUACGUUAUUUUUAAUAUGCGAGACGUGGCAAUUUUACCAAAAUAUAACUUUGAAAAACUACCAAGAAAAUUAACUAUUUUGGAAUUUUAUUGAUUGAAAACUUAUAGAGUCUGAUGUAUAGUGUAAGUUAUUAAUGGCAAAUCCCUAAAAUGCAUUGACGAAUAAUCUAUAUCGGUACCAUAAAAGCAUGUGCCCACUCCAAGAAAGAUGUAUGACCGCGAAAUUCAUUCAGGUGAAUAAAGUAAAGUUAAGUCAUCUGACAUGAAUAAUAUUUCUUUACACACUUCAAAACCUCUCAUUUUUUUCAUCGAGUUUGACAACUGUCACGCAAUUGCAGAAUACAGCACUACAACACCCAACAACAAUUGCUGAGCAACCUUAAUUUUAUAAUGUACAAUUAAGAAGAGCUAACAUACAAAUUACAAAACAUUUAACAUUAGCUAUUCUCCUGGUUUUGCUAUUUCAAGCCUCAAAUGUUGCGUGAUGCUAACAGUAUUGAAACCCGUCCUUGUGUACGAUAGGAAUAUGCAGAUCCAUUUAUAUGCAAAUUUGCCACAUUGUGUCACCAACCUUCACAGCAAUUUCUUAUCAAGGAUAUCAAUUUUUCAGAUCCUUUACUUAAUUUUAGCUUCAUUAAAAGGGCUUUCAUCCUUUCUCCUACGUUUCGAAUAUACCACGUACCGAAACUACAAAGAAAAAUCGGGCGCAUCAUUUCUCUACAAAUUUGAUUUAUGCAAAUUUGUGACAUUUUGCCACUGGUGGUCACGAAACUUUUUAUUUUGUAAAGGCGAAUCCGGAGUACCCAGAUUUUUUAUUUCAUAUUCUGUUAAUGUAAGAGCUGAACUUUGUCCUAGAAUACAUUUUGACUAGGUAUCACACAUACCAAGGUGGGUUUUUCGCCUCUGAAGUUGUUCAUUUUUUAGCCGUUUUAAAAAGUGCCAUUGAUGGUAGUUUUUAAAAAACCAUAAAAAAUUCAAAAUCAUGUUUAUGGCUUAAAACAUACCAAAGAUAGAAAGAAAAGAUAGAAUUCUUUUAAACAAAAAUAUUUCUGUUUUAUAGCUUUGAAUCUUGCCUCGGUACAGACGCGAUAAAGUAGGUCAUUUUUACUCUAAUUUUUGCAUAAUUAAUUAGGUAAAAACCGCUAUUUUCGUUUUUCCUCAUUUUCUCGAAAACUAUAGAUUCUUGAAAGUUGAAAAUAUUUUUUUCGAAGAUAGUUUCCGAAAGGGGUUUUUCUGACAAAUUAUCAGAAUUUUCGAUUUUUUUAGCCUGGCCAGCGAUUCUCGAUAUUUACGGUCAUGGGCUCUUAAUAUGUAAAUGACGGACUUACCUGGCGUUUCAAAAAAAUAAACUCAUUAAAUCCUACCCUUUAAAAACUUCAACUAGUAAACUCCUGAGCCCUUAAAUACAUUUAAAGCCUGAAAGGGUACUCGUCCCUGCUGCAUAGGCCAUCAAUGGUGGUACCUUUUUGGGAAGGCCAGGCUUUCAUCUUAAUAGGGGGUCUAGCUUUCAAGGGUGUCAACCUUACAGUGGGCCCACUAUACAGAGCGUUCCUCUAUGCAGGGAUGUCCAUCCUCCUACAGAAGUGUUCACCAUACUGGUCACCACCUGAAACAGGCAAAGCCUCACAGGGAUGUUACCUUAUGGUUUAGCCCAUCAUACAUGCGUGUCACAUGUUUUUAUUUGUUGUUCAUAGGGAAGAAGCUGUGGCCUGAGUCCUCUUUACUUUUCUUUGGUUUUAUUCAAAAAAGAAGCAUCUCAUUACUUACAACCUUCAAGGUUAUUGAUAACAGUGCCCUUGGUCAGCGAGUCAAGAAGAAUCGCCAACCAUACUUAAUAGGAUUUUACAGAAAAAGAAAGACUGCUGAUCCAGGAGAUGUAAUUCGAGUUGCAGUUGCUGGAAAGACAAACAAAGCCAUUGUUAUUGGCACCAGAAAGACAAAACAUCACACGGUUCCAAGAUAUGAUAACAACUGCAUUGUUCUUGUUGAUGAGAACCUUGCUCCCCUUGGAACACGCAUCAAGGGGCCAGUUCCUACAAUAUUACGAAGAAGGCAAGAUAAGUACUCAAAAGUUUUGGCUCUUGCUUCAAGGUUUAUCUGAUGUGGAUUAGAUUCUUUUUCUAACAUGCCUUAAUAUCUCUCAAUGGUCCUUCAAGCAAGGUGCUUUGUUGAAAGAAGAUUAGACAAAGACCAAAUCUUUGACUAUGUGAACCUUCUCUUGACCUUUUCAGUCCUAAGAAACAUCUUAUGCAACUAGAAGAACUGAAAGCCUAAUGGAACAACCUGCAUAGGUGGCAGUUUCAUUUACGUACUUCAUCCCUAGUGAAGCCACAAGAAUGAGCAAAAUGGGGAGAAGUUCUCUUGAGGCUUUCCACUAACCUGAGAUCAGGCUCUAUUUUCGUUUCCCUUUGAAAAUUACAUUCUGGCGGGCAAUUUCAGCGAUAGCCGUUAGAGAGAAUGUAUGAGAACCGCUCAAAUUGGGCCUGAUCUCAGGUUAGCUUUCCACAAAAACAUUUACUUUACACUGCUCCAGUGAAACUGCCAGCUAUACAGGCUUCUAAAGGAAGAAUAUUGAACACUUUACUUUUGAACCAUUCUGUUUUUCACAUUCAUUUUUGUCUAAUGAGGAACAGGAAAAAUUCAUGAAAAUAUUUUCACCAGUGAUGCUUGAAGCCUAAACUAAAGAUCACACAGGAAUUGUCAAUUAAUUUUGUUGUUGCAUUCACCAUAAAUGAUAGAAGCAUACAGGUAGAAAUCUUUGCUGUUACAUGUAUUUGCAGGCACUGAAUAAUAAACAGUCAAUGUCUACUGUGUUUUGUACUGCUCAUGCAAAUUUUGCUCCUUUAUGAUGUUUUUCAAGUCAGUUACUGUAGUGUCCGUAUCUGCUUUGAUUUUAAUGCGCUACAAUGCUACAGUCAAACCUCCCAUGAGUGACCACCCAAAAUGCAAAGAGUUAGUGGUUGCUUACAAGACUCAAACCACAGGAGAUCUUUUACUGUACAUUUUACAGAUUUUACAAUGAGUAGUCCAGACACAAUCUUUUUGGAGAGAAUGUAUUGCAUGCAAUUUUCAUUUUAUGUAAAUCCAUGUUGUUUGUAAAAGUUCUCAUUCUCUGAGCAGCAUACAUUGUAGUGCAUACAGCGAUCACAAAGACCAGACCAUUGUAUCAGGUCGUCCCUUAGAAGAGGUUUAAGAAAGACAAAGAAAAAUUUAAAACAGUCAUCCCAAAAAGUGGUCUCGGUUGCUUACGAGAGGUGCUUGUUUACUGGAGCAGCUGGAGGCUCCAACUUUAAGGCUUUGACUGGGAAAAGUUAGAAGAAGAGUUAUUAUCAACAGUGCCUUCAAACGUUGGAUAGUGCUACCCCCCGAAUAAAUCACUAUCCAGCAGAUAAGUAUUAAGGAAGCCAAUAUUACCUUAUGGAUUGGGUAGAGAUUUAUCCAGUGGAUAGCAUUGUCCACCUUUUGGAAAACUGGAGCCUAGUCUUCGGUAUCCUUUUAACCUUACUGCAUAACAACCUAACCUUAAUAAAUAAUAAAUAAAGGGAGGAAUGUCCAUGAAGCAUUUUUAAGUGUGCAUUGUUCAUCAUUCAGCUUGUAUGUUACAGGUCAAAAUAAAAUUCAGGUUAAAAUUUAAUAUCCAAGGUUGAUUCUCAAUUUUCUUUGUCUUCUGGCCCUAAUAAAUAUUCAUGAAUUAGGACUAGGAGACAGGGAAAUUGAGAAUCAACUGUGGUUAAGAAAAAUUUUAACCUGAAGUUAAUUUUGACCUGUAAGAUAUAAGCAUUUUAACAAAGAGUGGACAUCAGUGUCCAUCAUGUCAGAUUACUUUGACACAAGCUUACAAUAUUCAAACUGUUUAUUUCAUACAUUCCAAGAAAAUGCCAGCUUUUAAAAUUCCCAUUUUACACACAAAAAUAGUUCAACCAAUGAACAGUUUAACAGCCUCACCAAAUAACAAGAAAUUAAUAUACACUAAAACUGCAAAAAAGUUCCAUUAUCAAAGUGAACAGAAAGUUUGAACAACUUGAGUUCCAGCAGUUCUUGCAGCUAAGCCUCAUCCUACUUUCCACUCUGUUUGGCCAUCUGGAAUCUCACAGCAAUAAAUGGCAAUGUGAACAUGGUUCCUAGAUACAGAAUCAUUGUUGCCAGAAGUCUUGGCUUGUUCUUUGUUUGGAAAGGCAUAUUCUGCAAAUGGAAAUGUACCUUAUAAGACAACUACAGUGUGUUGCGGGAAUUCUUAUAACGCCGCUCGCUGGUUCAAGCAAAUCAAAUGGACUGUAUCUUAACGAUGUAACAACAUGAUUUAAUCCAAUCCAACAAUCUAUUGCAAUGUACAGUUCUCACACAUAAUUCAUCGAUCAAGGCAAGAACUAGAAAUAGAACUAACACAUUCUAAGUACACACAAUACAAUGGGAACUCUUACUGUAUGUGUGAUUAAUAUCAAAAUACUACAUAAUGUAAAGAUAGUCUAUCCUUACAUUACGUAGUAUUUUGACUUACUUAAUCACACAUACAGUAAAAGUUCCCAUUGUAUUGUAUCUAAAUUAAGUGACUAUUACAAAAUCACACGUUCUUUCACCUUAUUUAGUUCACGAAAAUGCUUGCAGUUACAUCAUUUUAUAUCAUAAAUAUACUUGGACUUUGUCUACAUUAUUGUGAAAUCUCAUCUCACAAAAUCUAACUUCUUUGUGCUAUAAAUACAAUUUUCUGAAAAAUAUUAACAUUAUACCCAGCUAUGUUGUUUAUGUAAGGACAAACAUAAGGGGGAUAAUACUCUGUUUAUUCGAUGCUGAAAGUUUUGACAAAGUACUGACAGAAAGUAUCUGCAAAAGAAAACAUUCAAUGGAGGGGAGAAGUAAAACGCCGGGGAGACUUCUGAUAUGUUUAAUUUUACAGGUGAAAGCUACAAUCUCAGUCAAAAUUGUUAGGACACUUUACUGUCUUCCUGCCAACCAACUGUUGGACUAGAAGAUUUGCUAACUUAACUGUGAUAAACAACAUUGGGAGAGAAAGCGGAGGAGCAAGAAGGAAAAUAAUAGCGUUCCGUGGAAGUGUCCCAACCUUUUUUGUCAAAGACUGUUAAGGUAGGUCUUUCUGGAAUAUCAGCUUUAUUGAAUAUCGCAGGACUGUGUGUGUAACUGAGAAAAUUUGGAUCAGCAUGUACGUGUUGUAGUGAAUUUUUUAUCUCGGGUAAUUUUUGUUUUUCUAUUGUUUUGGGGUAUCGUAAUCAGGGCUGAGUUGUUCAAAGCCGGGUUUAGUUAACCUAGGGUUAGUGCGAGAUUUGAAUUCAAAAUUGGAAGCUUAAAAAGCAUUUCACUUUUAAUUCUUUUUGUCUCCAAGUUGAUGAUUGAAAGCUCUAAAUAUAACAGAGAAAAUUAUCCGAGAAAACGCUUUUGAACACAAGAAAGAGAAACCCGGGUUAAGUACUAAUUGGCCUUCAAACAACUGGGCCCAGGGGUUUCAAUAAGCACUAAUGGCCGAAGAAACGCGUCGGCUACUCCUUAUUCUAGAAAGAAGGAACUAGUUUGAACAACUGUGUAAACAAAAAAUAUAUUGUAAAAUCUGACAGUGUAUUUAUGAUCAACCUCGUUCCAAGGGUUCUCUCCUACCCGCCCUACGGAGCGAGAGAGAGACCCUGGAAAACGCUGGUCAUGUGCCUCCCAGAAACUGGGAGAUUUACAAACAAACGAUUUGGGGGAGGGGCAGGUAAGUGUGAGAUUUGUCUUUACAGAGUGUCGACAGGUCAGUGCAGCCAUGAAACUGUGUACCUGACCUGAUCUUGAACGCCGCAAAUAAUACACAAAAUCCUUUGACAGCGAAAGCGCAACUCCCUGCAGAAUAUCUGAAUGUUAAACGGAUGUUUAUCAGCGAUGCUUUCAUUUGGCACAUGCAAUGGAAAUCGCGGAGGAUUCACCGUUUCUGCAGUCAAAAUUAAUUUAGGUAUCCUGGUAGUAGUAUUCAUACUGAAACGCGCUAGAUUUAAAUUACCGUUUCUAUGUUGUGGAGGCCAGUUUAGAAAACAAAUGUUAUGCAGGGCGACGAAAAAAUGUAUCAAGCGUUGCUGUUCUCACAGACCUCGAAGCAACAGGAAGAGAGAAUAUGUGGCCUGGACAGUCAGGCCAGUUGUUAGCUAUUCUUCAAUUGGAAAGAGGUAAAGAGAAUCUUGAAAAAAAUAUUUUUAGCUGAGGCUCUUUUUUUAUUUUUUUAUUAUUGUCGUCAUUUAUAAUUAUUAGGAUAGCUGUAGGCUUCUUUGUUAAAAACUGUGAUAUGGCUCAUCUUGGACAACUGCCAACCGUUUAUUGUUCCUUAUUAAUUUUCUGGGUGUUUAGGUAUGCUUUAUAGGAUUUUUAGAAAUCACUGAGCCACAUGUGCCUUUAAAAAUAAAGUUUUCAUAUGGACUAUACACAAGACAGCUUUUCGCUUGGAAGGUAAUGUUGUCUGUUUUGUCUCUGUUUAUACUAUUUCCUGUUGUCUUCCAUGUUGUGUUGGUAUAUAAUUAUUUUUAUCUUUGAUCUAUUUACCACUUUUCUAUUG
Messenger RNA from Porites lobata, 13605 nucleotides. The record is from the annotation of a GenBank genome assembly. NCBI's taxonomy places the organism in Eukaryota, Metazoa, Cnidaria, Anthozoa, Scleractinia, Poritidae.